UUAUUAAAUUGAAGUUUAUGUAUUCAAAAGUAAAUUGAAGUUAAAAAUUAAAUCAUUUAAAAAUAACUAAGUUAUGUGAUGAAAUAAUAUAAAAUUCUAAAAUUUUUGUACAUUAAUCUAUGGAAUUCUAAUACGUUUGUUUCACACACACACACAUUUCAAAGUAUUACCAAAAAUUUUAAAUUACAUUCUAAAAAAGUCUCUCCCUAAAAAACUUGAUCUCACACUGUUAUCUCGCUGUUCGCGGAGCACGAGCACUGUACGCGCGACCAAAAUUUCUCCAACGAAUUUCAGAAUCGGUUGGACGCCAGGCAUUCUGGCGGACCACUCGGCUCAUGGUACGAAUGUUUACAAGAACCCACGAGAAUCGAUCGAUCCGCUGCGGAUCAACGCCCCGACGCGACGUGGCGUCACGACGCAAAGGACCGACAGUAAAUAAACCAACAGACAACGAUAAAUACCUUACAAAAUGUACAAAUUAAAGAUAAAGGGAAAAUUCUCAAGACUAAAUGAAGAAAGGAAUCCGAACGUAUUUAGAUUUUCUAAAAUUCGAAAGAGUCGCGAGAUUCGGGUUGAGUUACCGUGUGAAUUCAGAUAUCUCUCUGGCCACGAGCACUCACCUCCCCAGGCGGCUUCGGAAAUCGAUCCUUUCUCAAGCGCCGUUUGCGAGGGGCAGGGAACGGGGAAAAAGCUGGCUUCGGGGAAAACGGAGAGACUCGGAGAGACUCGUCCGGCGCCAGCAGGAGCUUUCUCUCUCGUGUCGAUGACGGAAAGAGCAAGAGCACAGCGGCAACGCGCGAUUCGGAUCGACCGGCGAGCGUACGACCGGGUCUCCCUGCUCGGCGGCUGGAUGACUACUGAGCCUCGAAAACCUCGUCGCCUCAUUCCCCCUACGUGUGCUCCUUCCCCUUCAUUUCUGUGUGUUCCAUACCCGCGUUACGCAUCCGUUAGCCGUGUCCUAUCCACGUGGUGGUGGGUUUGCCUAAGGGUUGCUACUGAGGCUCUCCGCGCCGUCGUCAUCGCCGCCACCAAUCAUCGAGAACCGACGUACGGCCUCUACCCACCGGCUGUACAAUUUGUCUCGCUUUCUCCGCGUAGUAGCCUUGCAACUGCUUGCAACGUGAGACUCGUGUGCUUUUGGAAGAGUGCUACCUGUUCAUAACAAAGUUGUUCAAUAUUCUGUACGGAACGACUUUG
Molecule: messenger RNA, 1197 nt
Organism: Solenopsis invicta (red fire ant)
Lineage: Eukaryota; Metazoa; Arthropoda; Insecta; Hymenoptera; Formicidae
Exons: 2
Coding region: 470-1162 (230 amino acids)
Source: RefSeq, a predicted model, not a curated record